AUGUUGGCUCUUCAUGAGCCAGCCAUGUCUGUCUCUUUAGUAGGCAGACCAGAACCUCCUAACACACUUUUAAGCAAAAAUAGAUCUAUGUGCAUGGCAAAAAAAAGUGUUAGUAGUGUUCUCGUAGCAGAAGUCAGUGAUAUCAUCUUCUCAGGGAAAGAACCGAAUCUGAAAUCAGGAGCUAUUGAUAUAGAAGUCGGUUGUGCACUCAUUCCAGUAUGCAGCUGCUAUAAUAUCAUGAUUAAUGCCGAGGAUAUAGAAGAAGGGGACGAGGGCGAACCCAUGCCACAUAUGAAGAUGAAAGCACUGUGCGGCAAUGCCUGUUCGCGUCUCUUUUAUGGCUAGGAGUAGCGUCCUAGUCGUGGAAGAGACAUAAGCGCGUCAAGCAUGUUGUCAGUAUCGAGGAGUGAUGUAGAUCUAUAGAUUUCAAGUGAGUCGUCCAGCACAAAAAGUCUAGCUAUAGAACUUCGAAGAAGGCACUCUGCUGCACUAUUUAUAGUGAAUAAAAAACAGGAUGUUAUUCAUUACCAACACGACCCCGAGUACAAAUAGAAGUGGUACGUAUUACGCAAAAGGAUGCAGUUGUAGUAUGUUCUUACACGAAUCAUAUGACAACAAUUUUCUUCAUUGCAAAUGAAUUCAUUCAAAGCAACGCACGGAGACGGACACGAAACGACUUCGAGCUCAUUCUUCGAGCUCGUGUGUUCUCCUCUAAAACUAUAACAGGC
Messenger RNA from Amoebophrya sp. A25, 728 nucleotides. Lineage: Eukaryota; Dinophyceae; Syndiniales; Amoebophryaceae. The record is from the annotation of a GenBank genome assembly.